Messenger RNA from Schistosoma curassoni, 1310 nucleotides. NCBI's taxonomy places the organism in Eukaryota, Metazoa, Platyhelminthes, Trematoda, Strigeidida, Schistosomatidae. The record is from the annotation of a GenBank genome assembly.
AUGAACAGCUUUCUGUCCACUUAUAUAUAUGCCUUUAUGCUGUGGAUUUAUUCUGUGAGGUCGAAGACAAUCAAAAUUGACACACAGGAUUGUUUUGGAUUGCCAGAAAAUCCAUUCAUUAUCUUUGGUGCAGUGGUUUCACAUACACGCGCAAUCGGCAGAACUCUGUGUUAUUUCCAACCGUCAGAACAAAAUCAGUAUUUGAGUAUUUAUCCUACGAAAUUAGUAUUACCUAGCCAAUUUGGAACGUGUCCAGUUAUACAGAUCAAAGAAUUCACAUCUGUUAGAGAUGAACUAAUUGAUAAUAGUGACGUAAAUAUGAUUAUACCAAUGAAAGUCCCUGAUGAUACUAAGUUAAUUUUCCAAGCCAACUGUACGAAUUAUCCUUCUAUGCUAGAUAAAGUCGUGCAUACAUCAUCAUCAAAUCUAAAAAUACAAAUUUUAUUUGACCCAGCUAAUUCUGCUGCAUCAGAUGUUGCCUAUCAAUUUGUAAUAUCAUCAUACGUUUUAGGACCAUCAUAUAACUGUCCAUCAGAUACAUUUCGUUGUUGGGAUGCGGCUACUAAUUGCGUACCCGAUUCUCUAACAUGUGACACAAUUGCAAAUUGUCAUGAUGGAUCCGAUGAAAAUGGUUAUUUGUGUACUGGAAGAAUCAACGGUAUCCCUAUUCCAUUAUUUGCAAUUAUUAUAACUAUAUCAAUUUUUGGACUUAUUCUUUUGGUUUUAACUAUUGUAUUUGUUAUUCGCAAACAAAGGAAGCAUAAGCGCAAAACAGAGCAAACCUGUAGCCGAUAACAUUUUCCAGCUGAAUAAUGAAAGUAUCUUUCAUCAUUAUAAGACGGUGAAACGUUCGAGAACUUAUCGACUUCUAAGUGCUUUUAAUCUAUUUCUAACACAAAAAUGAUUCAUGGAAUAGGCUCUAUUUUUCAUCAAUGUUAUUCUGUACUAUACAGUUUCAUGAAGUCUAAAAGGAUGAAUAGUUAAAUUAACUUCACAAAAACUCCGUGUUUAAUAAACUUCAGGAAAUAAUGGGUGUUUGUAUAUUAAGAAAGAAAUUCCUAUUCAGGAUUGUAAACAUCAUGAUGUAAGUGGUGAUCUAGAAAAUCUUUCGAGUUUUGUUUAGAAUAAAAUAUAUUGAGUAUUCACUUACACAUCCGAUAAAAAUUCAUUUGAUAGCUGCGUAAUAUCUGAUAACUGUCUUAACUUUCGAAUAUUCAGUAUCUUGUCAUUGAAAACAAUACCAUUUAACCAUUGAGUCAGAAUCUAACAGUUAAUAUUUUCAAAUUCAGUAGUGUUGUUAUAUAGCGCCA